CCUGGGCAGCUACGCGGCGCUCCACGGGGAAUUCUACUGCAAGCCCCACUUCCAGCAGCUCUUCAAGAGUACAGGCAACUACGACGAGGGCUUCGGGCGCAAGCAGCACAAGGAGCUGUGGGUGCACAAGGAAGUGGAGAGCGGGGGGACCAAGACGGCGUGA
This is a messenger RNA of Pterocles gutturalis (yellow-throated sandgrouse), 163 nucleotides long. It is a transcript of the gene LIMD2, whose product is annotated as LIM domain containing 2. The annotation marks the transcript as partial. NCBI's taxonomy places the organism in Eukaryota, Metazoa, Chordata, Aves, Pterocliformes, Pteroclidae. Gene Ontology annotation, molecular function: actin filament binding. The record is from RefSeq and is a predicted model, not a curated record. Gene Ontology annotation, cellular component: actin cytoskeleton; plasma membrane. The transcript has a single exon. Gene Ontology annotation, biological process: actin filament bundle assembly.